AUGGCCAUCGCGGCCCUUUUCACCACCUAUCAUUGUCUCGAUCUUCAUGUUCGCUAUCGAGACUCUGUGCGUGCCAAGUACUCAGCCACGCAGUUCACCAUCCUAUCGGACUACGAUGAAGCAACACUCAGUAGGUCAGGAUGGGAGGCUGAGUCUCACUUGUCCAAUCCUGAGCGCAUGGCCCUGCUCGAGAACAGGCCGCAAUGGAAGAGGCUAGGGGGUGGCCGGGAGGGAGAAGCUUUCAUCUACAACGGUUCUGUCAUCAAAGUCUACAAUGAGGCGAGCAGUCCUUUCCGCAACUGCAUGUCAGACACGGACGAUGGAUUGAGGAGAUGGCCGACAGAGAUCCCAGUCAGUCUCAUCAUGGGAGGCCAUGAGGACAUCACAACACCACCAAACGACGAUAUGUAUAGGGACUUGUUUGUUCCGGUCAAGGACUACUUUCUCGCCACUACGAACCCUUCACAACCACCCAAAUGGCAUCUCGUCACACCAUUCCUCAAGGCCGGCACCCUCGCCAAGCUGGCAAAGAAACUACGCACCUCGGAGAGGCCGCUCACAUAUCGUGAGGUCGACAUGAUGUUCCGUCCAUCUUUCGAGUCCCUCCUAUCCGCUUUGGAUUACCUCCACCAAGCUCAUAACCUCUGUCACGAUGACAUCAAGAUGGACAACAUCUUCGUGGCAUCCGAGGUUGACCCUAGACGAUGGAAGAUCGGGGAUCUUGGCAAUGCUCGUGAGCCUGAGCACCCGUAUCACUUUACACCACUGUGGGUUGCCGACACCCCGCAGCUGCGCGACUGUCGUGCCAACGACGCACUGCGCUUGACGAAGUCGUACAUUGAGUUCGUGCGCAUCGCCAGCGGGAAUUCGGAGGAGUUUGACGUGGCCUUCUUCCAAGGAGUUGAGCCGGCAAGCAGGUUCUACUGGACCGUCGCUGGUGCGGCAUCUCCUGCUUCGGCUGCAGACGUACGAGAGCUGUCAAGAGGCUUCCCUCCUUUGAUGGACGAGGAUGAGAUGGUGUGGACGUCAAUGGAGCGUGUCAAAGCCAAGAGCGGUUUCAAUGCUGUCACCACAGCUCUGCUUGGCUGGAAUGUCUCUCUCGGGAGGGCGGUCAUGAGUGAAUUGAGAGUUGGAGCGAAGGAGUUGAUGGGUCAGAUCUUUGGACUCACUGGCAUAUUGGGCGUUCCUGUCACAGGAUGUCACACUGAAUAA
Messenger RNA from Colletotrichum chrysophilum, 1212 nucleotides. RefSeq lists its product as uncharacterized. Gene Ontology annotation, molecular function: ATP binding; protein kinase activity. The coding region runs from base 1 to 1212 and encodes 403 amino acids. The record is from RefSeq and is a predicted model, not a curated record. Gene Ontology annotation, biological process: protein phosphorylation. The transcript has a single exon. Lineage: Eukaryota; Fungi; Ascomycota; Sordariomycetes; Glomerellales; Glomerellaceae.